UUUCGCCGCCCCAUAUUUGAAAGUCAACCCCUUCUCGUCCGUAAAGUUUCAAUUCUUCAAGUUGGCUGAUCUUGAAUAGAAGGCUCUUUCCAGAAAAAAAUAAAUAAAUCAUGAUCUCCAGAUAUCAUAAAAUCGAGAUCUAAAACAGUGAGAACUUUGAAACUGACAUCUUCCGUUGAUAUCUUUAGAUUAGUCUUACAGAUACACGUAAUAGAAGACCGAAAUUCACCUUAUGCUUGUGCGAAUUUAGACAACCAUCUUCCAAACGAUUGAAGGAUGGAGAACAGAACGGAGAAAGAGAUCGCCGGUCGUCUCCCGCUGUCGGAGGUGGUGGCGGAUUGUGUUAAGCGGUGGUUUAAGGAUACAUUGAAGGAGGCUAAAGCAGGGGAUAUCAACAUGCAAGUGUUAUUGGGUCAGAUGUAUUACAGCGGUUAUGGGAUUCCCCGAGAUGCUCAAAUGGGAAGAAUUUGGCUCACCAAAGCAUCAAGAACUAGGUCUUCAGUCUGGAAAGUCGGUGAUAAGCAUCCAGGUUAUAAUGCAAGUGAUUCUGAUUCUGAUGAAUUGAAGGGUGAUUCUUAAGCAGAUUAAUCAUGGUUUAUGCCUAAAAAUUAUGAAGGGUAUGCUUGGCUUGUGGAAUCUAGCCUCCGCUCUGGGGUGUUCCCAGGAGCACUUCACAAUUUUUCCAUCUGGUUUCUGAGCUGUCUGAUUUGCCCCCACCAUUUUGUCAAUCUAUGAAGAGUGUGAGCAUGCUGCUUUUUGUAUUCAAGAAUCCAAAGGACAUAUUGUAACAUUAAUAAUUACUUAUUGCGCGAGGAUCAACACCAUGGUAACUCUAUUUCUUCUUCUUC
This is a messenger RNA of Prosopis cineraria, 848 nucleotides long. RefSeq lists its product as uncharacterized. Gene Ontology annotation, molecular function: protein binding. The transcript has 4 exons. Lineage: Eukaryota; Viridiplantae; Streptophyta; Magnoliopsida; Fabales; Fabaceae. The record is from RefSeq and is a predicted model, not a curated record. The coding region runs from base 277 to 579 and encodes 100 amino acids.